This is a messenger RNA of Gastrolobium bilobum, 1495 nucleotides long. RefSeq names its product plant UBX domain-containing protein 4-like. Lineage: Eukaryota; Viridiplantae; Streptophyta; Magnoliopsida; Fabales; Fabaceae. Gene Ontology annotation, cellular component: nucleus; cytosol. Gene Ontology annotation, molecular function: ubiquitin binding. The coding region runs from base 140 to 1051 and encodes 303 amino acids. The transcript has 4 exons. Gene Ontology annotation, biological process: membrane fusion; proteasome-mediated ubiquitin-dependent protein catabolic process; Golgi organization. The record is from RefSeq and is a predicted model, not a curated record.
UCGAAGGCGCAAAGCAUUACGUUACGCGUGACAUUGUUCACUCUUGUACGCGCCUCCGAUGCGCGUAACAUAUAAGAGAGAUUCGUGAAGCGAAACGCGAGGUAUUGUCUUCUCUCUGUGUGUGUGUGCUGUGAAAUCAAUGGCAUCACGGGACAACAAGAAGACAUCAAAACCGUCGAGCAGUCGAGCCGGCGGAAUCCGCACGCUCUCCGAUCUGAACCGUCCAUCUGCCGAUUCCGACAGCGACUCCGAUGGCCUUCAGGAGUAUUACACCGGCGGCGAGAAGAGUGGAAUGCUUGUCCAGGAUCCUUCUAAGGGAAAUGAUGUGGAUGCAAUUUUCAAUCAAGCUAGGCAACUUGGAGCUGUAGAAAGGCCUCUUGAUCAACUUCAGGAACCUCCAAGGUCAACUAGCUUUACUGGAACUGGAAGGUUACUCACGGGGGAAUCUGUACAAUCUACUUCUCAGCAACCUGAGUCUGUUAUUCACAACAUUGUUUUUUGGAGUGAUGGUUUCACUGUAAAUGAUGGACCUUUGAGGAGAUUGGACGAUCCUGAAAAUGCCUCAUUUCUGGAGAGCAUUAAAAAAUCUGAAUGUCCCAAAGAGCUUGAACCUGCAGAUAGGAGGUCCUCUGUUAAUGUUAACCUCAUAAGGAGGAACGAGAACUAUCCUGAACCCAAAAAGCGCCAUGUUCCAUUUCAGGGAGUGGGAAGAACUCUUGGAAGCAGCUCUACUUCAGGGGAACCUGAGCCAACUGUUGCCUCGACACCUUCUAACACAGGUCCAGCCCCUUCUGCUGGCCUGGUGGUUGAUCAAUCAUUGCCAUCAACCUCGAUACAACUCAGGUUAGGUGAUGGAACCCGCUUGAUAUCACAUUUUAAUUAUCACCACACGAUCAGCGACAUUCGUGCCUUCAUCGAUGCAUCUAGACCUGGGGGUCAGCAGAAUUAUCAACUUCAGAUGAUGAGUUUCCCUCCAAAGGUUCUAGCUGAUGAAACUCAGACUAUAGAACAGGCAGGACUAGCAAAUUCAGUCGUCAUGCAGAAAUUCUAGCAAACUGCUGCUUCAUGGUCAUUAGUCAUUACUAGGAAAAUGCUGCAAUGAAGUGAUCCAGUUUUAUUAAGGGCUUCUAGACGUGAGGUGCUGUUACUGUCAUUAACAAAAACAACUAGGAACCCCCCGGUGUUGGGGGGAUAUUUUCUUUUUGUUGCUCAAGCUUUAUCAAGUACUCUAUUUGCUUUAGAAUCAGUUGGAUGGCUUAGCCUUGGACCUAAUUAUUUGUGUUAUGAUGAUUGUGUUAUGCUAGCUGGGCCUCAGGACUGAAUUUGGUAGUAUGUUGAACACUUCAAUUGAACUGUAGGAUAAUGCUCACCUCUGCCAGUUUUUGAAUAUGUGCUUUUAAGUGUGGUCAUAUAUCCUGUAAAGAAACAAAGCCGCAGCAUACUUUUGCUUAGACUCUGCGAGCAUACCCUUAAACAAGGGCGAAAGAACAUAAGG